GGCACGUGCCUGCCCAUAUAUCCGACGUCUGUGCGUCCUCCGGCGGCAGAGUUCGUGAGGUGCGGGUGGGCAGUCGAUGUUUUUCUUUGCCUAACCGUCGUGGGGUUUGUCAGCUGUCUUGUGAAGCUGUGUUAGAUGACAUGGCAACCUUUUGGAGAGCCUACCAGAGAUUGAUGGUCCGGCACCCCUGGAAGGUGCAAAUCAUCACAGCUGGGGCCCUUGUGGGUGCUGGAGACGUGAUUUCACAGCAGGUGGUUGAAAGAAGAGGGCUCUCUGGGCACAGUUGCCGGCGGACUCUAAAAAUGAUGACCAUUGGUUUUUGCUUUGUGGGCCCUGUGGUUGGAGGCUGGUACCAGGUCCUGGAUCGUCUGGUGAUAGGCAGAACCAAAGCGGCUGCACUCCAGAAGAUGCUGCUGGAUCAGAUUGGAUUUGCACCUUGCUUCCUUGCCUGUUUUUUGACUGUGGCAGGAACACUCAAUGGCUUAUCCGUGGAAGAGAACUGGAACAAGCUCAAGGAGGACUACACUGAUGCCCUGAUCACCAACUAUUAUAUUUGGCCAGCAGUGCAGAUUGCCAACUUCUACUUCAUCCCCUUGAACUACAGACUUGCUGUGGUCCAAUGUGUUGCCAUUAUCUGGAAUUCCUAUCUUUCCUGGAAAGCCAAUCGGCUAUAACCUGGCAUGGGAAGACAUGAGAACUUUCCUUAAUCAUCUUAGAAUGCCUGCACAUUUUCUUUACUCUCUGUUCUUCACUCACUGCAAACAGAUGAACAACCCAGGACAUGAACCAUAUGCUAACCACAAAGAUGCCCAUCAACCAGCGUAUGGAACUGCACAAAGACAUAAUCCUGAAAAAGCCCCAGUUGUUCCCUGAAAAGGAGAGUUGGGCAAAAUAAAUCUCUGCUCUGGAUAGUCUGCUAUUAGCAGUCAAAGAAUCAGACCAGCUACCACAGAUGCCUGAAGGAACUGAAGACAUACUGUGUUGUGGAACACAGGAAGAGGAAAUGCUGCAGUUAUCUAGUUACUUCUCUGUAGAGUGGUAGGGUCUUGUAGGAAAACAGCUACUUUCUGUGAGCUAUGUUUGCUCCCCUUUAGGAAUAUAAGAAGCUGUUUUAUAUCAGCAGGCCAGUUAAAGACUCUGAUGGCUACACUUAACACAAGUAUGCUUGAUUAGUGUUCUCUUUACAGGUAGUCCUUGUUUAGUGACUGCCUCAUACAGCAACCGUUGGCAGUGAUGAAAAAGUAACUUUGCGAC
Molecule: messenger RNA, 1254 nt
Organism: Python bivittatus (Burmese python)
Lineage: Eukaryota; Metazoa; Chordata; Lepidosauria; Squamata; Pythonidae
Gene: MPV17
Product: mitochondrial inner membrane protein MPV17
Biological process (GO): regulation of mitochondrial DNA metabolic process
Cellular component (GO): membrane; cytoplasm; mitochondrion
Molecular function (GO): channel activity
Source: RefSeq, a predicted model, not a curated record